AUGAAGAAACAACGACAUGGUUAUAACUUGCCAGAUGAUUGCUGGGAACUCAUAUUCCAAAAACUGAGAGAAGACGAUGAGCGUGACAUGUAUUCGAUAUCUUUGGUCUCAAAGCAGUUCCUUUCGAUAUCUAAUCGAGUGAAGCUUAGCUUGAACGUACACGACGAGACACUCCCUCUACUCCCGAAUCUUCUUCGAAGAUUUCAACUCAUCAAAAGCAUAGUCAUCAACACCUAUAAUCACCAGGACAUAGAUGGAGUCGUUCAUCAGAUUUCACAGUCUGGUUUUUUGAAUCUCCAAGCUAUCAAGUUUUGGUGUACAAGUGUACCUCCGCGAGAUGGUUUUAAGGCAUUGGCGUUGAAUAAGAAUAUAAAGAACAAUCUGAAGGUAUUGGAUUGCUCUCGACUGAUCUCUAUGCAAGACAAGGAUUUGGUUCUGAUAGCAGAUUCGUUCCCAGAGCUAGAGGAACUCAGGAUUAGUGUGCGUGAUGAUAUGUACGAUGAUGAUGAGGUUGCGGCACGAAUAACCGAUGAUGGUGUAGAUGCCUUGGCAUCAAAGCUUAAGGAAUUGAAGAAGAUUGUUUUUCAAGGUAAUGCUUGUUUCAUUACUGAUCAAUCGCUUAUUUCUCUAUCCUCAAAUUGUGUGAAACCUAGGGAAAUUAGUCUUUUGAUAAACGGUAGUGCUCAACACAAUUUGACUGAAGGCGGCAUUGAUUUUGUAGUGCGGCAUAGUCGCAAUUUGACCUCUCUCUCGCUAGAAUUGCAGUCGAUACAACCUUCUGCGUUCUCUUCUAUGAUGGAAAACCCGUUCACCCACGCCAAAAAUCUGCAUUCUCUCACCAUGACUCAAAAACUCUUUUCAGACAAGCGUAUUUGUUUAGUCGCAAAAGCACAUCCUCCAUUAAAGAAACUCAAUGUACUGAUGGGCUUCAUGGGCCAGUAUCCCAAAAUCUAUGGGGCAUUAAAAAUGCUUUUGCAGGCAUGUCAAUCGACACUGGAAGAGCUAACCCUUGGAGGUUGGUACCUCAGAGACGCGGCUAUAACCGAUUUGGCUCCGUAUCUCUCUAAUCUGACUUCUAUACAUCUUCAUGACCAUGCUUUGACCAAUGUCACCUUUUAUACCCUCACAAAAUAUUGUCCUUUACUUGAAAAACUAAUAAUGGCACAUUCGAGAGGACAAGUGAUGGAUACUUUUCCCCGGGGUUACUCACAUAAAAACUACCGAAUGCAACACCUUGAUAUCUCCGGGAAUACGUUGUUGAAUGAUACAGCACUUGAAAACUUUGGGCAAGUUUGUCCAAAUCUACAAUUUCUGUGUGUAUGUAAAUGUAUGUGCCUCACCAAUGUAGGCAUUGGGGAAAUUUUGAGGAGAUGCCCUAAAAUAAUGCAACUGAAUAUCAAUGGUCUUCAAGUUUCAGAUAUUUUUAGGAGAUAUUCUGAUGAUCAUUCUGUACUGAAUUUGAAGACUUUGGAAGCUCGCAUGACAGAAAUUGAUGACAAAGGAAUGGCAAUGAUCGGAAAUAGGUGUCGAAAUCUCCAAUAUUUGGACAUAUGUUAUUGCAAUGAAGUGACAAAUAAAGGGGUAAUGGAGGUGGUGACGAACUGCGCAAGAUUGAGGGAUAUAGAUCUAAUCGGGUGUCAAAAAGUGAGCACCUAUAUUUCGCCUGAGAUGGCGUUUUCAAGGCGGAGAUCAUUUAGCCACGAAGUUGUGACGGUCUUAGUGAACAGAUGA
Rhododendron vialii is the source of this 1731-nucleotide messenger RNA. RefSeq lists its product as uncharacterized. Gene Ontology annotation, biological process: SCF-dependent proteasomal ubiquitin-dependent protein catabolic process. The transcript has a single exon. The record is from RefSeq and is a predicted model, not a curated record. The coding region runs from base 1 to 1731 and encodes 576 amino acids. Gene Ontology annotation, cellular component: SCF ubiquitin ligase complex. NCBI's taxonomy places the organism in Eukaryota, Viridiplantae, Streptophyta, Magnoliopsida, Ericales, Ericaceae.